Monomorium pharaonis (pharaoh ant) is the source of this 1959-nucleotide messenger RNA. RefSeq lists its product as uncharacterized. The record is from RefSeq and is a predicted model, not a curated record. The coding region runs from base 1128 to 1787 and encodes 219 amino acids. NCBI's taxonomy places the organism in Eukaryota, Metazoa, Arthropoda, Insecta, Hymenoptera, Formicidae. The transcript has 6 exons.
ACACCUUGGCUUUAGUUUGAUAAAAUUAAUAGGGAAUAAAUGACAACACGUUGCCUUUAUUUGGCUAUCUGGAUGGUCUCCGGCAGCUGCUCGGGAAUCUUUGGCGGUCCUCGGCCUCCUCUCGAUGACGUAUCUCUUCAGAUCGGGAUGCUGGCUCGAGAGGAGGGAGGAAGUAUGCCUCGGAGAGCGUCAUCUCGGUGGCGUGGAGCUCUUAUGGCGGGCACGCUUGCCCGAUGUUCGGCGGGUGGUCGGCCGGGCUGCGCGGUCGCUGUUAGCCGCUAGGAACGCGGUUCGUUACAUGGUAAUAUACUGAUAGUGAUUUUAAAAGCCAUUUUCGGUAAGUUUGUAACCGUAAAUCUUGUGUGCUGAUUGGCUACGGAUAACCGCGGGCUUCAAGGUCUGGGCGGCGAGCUCGAAUAAGUGAGAAAACGGCCGUAUUCGGUAUAAGUAUGAUUUAUUGCAGAAUAAUAACUCCUAUGCUAAUAUGUACAAUGUGUUGUCUCGCUAUGCGAGGUACCUUCGUAUCCAGUGCUGUCGACGAUGUCGCAGUGCUCGUAUGCUUGCGCGUGAUUGGUGUCGGUGCGGCGCUCGGAUUGGUUACAGUGGUGUGUGCGGUGCCCGUGUCGGUCGGUCGGCGCGCGGUUGGCGGCGGCGGUGCGCGCAUUGGUCGAUCGAUGCGCGGAUUGGCGUUCGUGACGGUUGGCGGUAUCGGUAUUGGUCGCGACGAUGCAAUGAUGCGAUGUAGCCUUAAGGCCCGGCACUAGCGGCACGUGGUGUACGGUGGCCAACCUGGCUGACGACACAGCGGUGCGAUUGGCGGCGCGGUAUGCUACCCGGUCUCAGCUGAUCGGUCGCGUUAUCGUUGAUCACCCCGCGUGAGUGACAAGUCGCGGUGCCAAUUUCUCCUCAGUGUGGAGUCCCUGGGACGACGCGCGGCCGAGAGCUCGGGUGCGGAGUGUGUCGGUGUGCUGCCACUCAAUGCGCGGCCAGGAAGGCACUCACUGCGUGUCGGAAAGGAUCACGGGUUGAGGUUAUGGCGUACAAUACACGCUCUAGGAAGCCCGGUUCAGUGCACCAGGAGGUACGGUCUGCUCACCUCGCAAGCCGGGAAAGCUCUGUUAUCGCGAAUGGAUGGUUUAUAUACCCAUUCGGUGGCGAGGGAAGCAAAGAAGAGCGGAGGGAACGCACAAGGUGCUGCCGUCAACAUCAGGAUGUUUUCCCAGGUCGCCGUCGGUCCCACGGGAACUUCGCCAACUCGCCAGGUAUCCGUCUCGUCUCAGGAACAGGCACGCAGGUUGGAUUUCAGGACUGUGAGUUCAUUAACGGACAAUGUCAUUGAAAAUGAAAUAUAUGAAAAGUCCAAACAACACAAAGAUGAUGUAACUUCAUUUUCGGAGUCCGACAUUUCUCCUCCAACACAGACUACUACCCAUGCUUCUUCUUCUUCCACAUUAACUCUCGUUUCUCCGCAAACUUCAACACUCAAUAAUAUACCAGCUACAAAUUCGAAAAGACCUUUGCAAAAUAUUGAUAAUUUAGAUAUAACCCCUCGUCGGCUAAUUCCUAUCAAAAAACAAAAGAGCGAUGAUUUGCAAACAGCUUUAAUAGAAGCAUUGAAAGAACCAAUAGGGCAGACAACUGAUCCGCUAGAUGAUUUUUUAGCACGAUUGGGAGAAGGCAUGCGAAGGUUGCCAUAUCGAGUCAGAGCUCGUUUAGAAAUAGAGUUUUUAACGUUGCUUGCUGAGAAAGAGGCUUGUUGUACUAACAAUGAUCUAAAUGAUAUAUAAAAUCAUUAAGGCUAUUAAGCCGCUUUUUCACUGAGCGCGUUACACGUCGCAUAUUUUGAAUAAACUUAAAUAUAUAAAAACCUACUUAUGUAACUUAAACUUACUUAAACUUACUUAUGUAUAUUUAAACUUUUAGUGUUUAUAUUUUUAUAAAUGAAACUCGCAAUGUAUG